Cephus cinctus (wheat stem sawfly) is the source of this 2922-nucleotide messenger RNA. RefSeq names its product GRIP and coiled-coil domain-containing protein 1 (gene GCC88). Gene Ontology annotation, cellular component: Golgi apparatus. The record is from RefSeq and is a predicted model, not a curated record. NCBI's taxonomy places the organism in Eukaryota, Metazoa, Arthropoda, Insecta, Hymenoptera, Cephidae. The transcript is spliced from 9 exons. The coding region runs from base 600 to 2360 and encodes 586 amino acids.
AAAAACAGGCUCAUUGGCAAUCUCCCUACUCAUCUCUGGUGUAGUGCUAUUUGCAGCUACCUGGCAAAUGGCGGUGACGUGUGAGCAAUAUGCGCUUAACAGUCAACUACAGAGUUUCUCCGACAUUUACCGUAAAUAUAACUUUGAAAGGUGCAGCAAGAAGCGAUCCUCUUUAUAGAAAUAAAUAGAGAUUAUCCUGACUCGUACUGAAUUAUGUGUCAUUGCUUACAUCCAUAAUCGUUGAAUAGACAACCAUAACAGUACGGAAGAUUACGUUCCUGUACCACCUAAUACCAGUAUUAAUUUAGGAUACAAUAAACAAUGGACAAAAAUAAUAAACGAGAACUAUUUGAGGCUGUGGAAAGGCAAAAGGAGCAAUUGUUAAAAUGUGAGAACCAGCUUCGAGAUAUAGGUCCGGCAUAUGAAGAACUUGUUAAAGAGAAAGAAGCAUUAGAGGAUAAUUUGAAGGCAUUAACGAUCAAGAUGAAUAAAAUCGAAGAAUCUGGCGAGACGAGUACUCCAAAAUCAGCGACGAAGUUAAAAAAGAGCAAAGGAAACCAGAGACUGUGAGUCAAUUGAAGACCCAACUCGGAGUACUUAUGACUUCAUUAGCUACACUCUCUGCUGAGAAAUCGAAAAUGGAAGCAAAUUUUCAGUCCGAUAAGAGGCAAUUAAGAAGUGAGCGUGAGGAGUGUGAAAAAGUAAUACGGGAUCUAAAAGAAAAAUUAAAAAAAGCACAGAAGGAUAUCCACUCGGAAGUGGAACAUGUGAAGUAUAAAUUAAUUAUGGAACGCCAUGAACGAGAGAAGGAGCAAGCUGAUCAUUCUGCAAUGAUGAAAGAAUUGCAAAGAUUAGUGAGUGACGAACGCCGUGCAAAAGAGCAAUUGGAAAUGCAAGUAAAGGAAUUAAAAAGUCAAGUAUCGGGUAAAUCUCAAAGAAGAAUUCUGGAAGCUGAAUUAGAAAUUGCAAGAAAUAAGCUCAAAGAAGCAGAAGCGGCCGCCAAGGAAACACCGCCCUUGCUUCUAUCCUUGCAAGCAGAAAUGGCCACUUUGAAACGACAACAUCGUAAUGCGAUUCUUGAAGAACAAAAGAGAGCUGGUGCUGCAGAACAACAAGCCAGAGUUCUUGCGAUGACGCAUGAAGCUAGAGUAGCAGGUUUGGAAGCCCGACUAGCUGAACUGUCAGAAACUGUUGGAGGAUAUGAUAGGCUCAGACAACAGGAUCAGCAAGCUAUUCAAAAGCUGAAAGAUCAGCUGGCCAAUUUGCGGGAAAAGGACCAAAAAGAGCCGCAACUGACUGAACUGAAUAUUGAUCCACAAGAAAUUAUUGGAAAAAUUAAAAAAUUAUAUUCUCGGUUACUAGACUGCGAUAAUAAAGGAAAUGGUUCAUCACAUGCUAAAGCUCUGCUGCAUAGUUUAAAUUUGUAUGACAGUAAUCAAGAUCUGGAGUAUAAGGAGAAGUAUGAGUCUUUGUCUCUAGAAUUUGAGGAUUACAAACAACAAACUACAUCAAAAUUAAAUGCAUUGACUUCAGCUAGAAUGCAGAGUGCUCGAUAUCAUGCUAGUAAUAUGAUGGAGUCUAACGAGAGAGAAAACAAUAACACUCAGUUACAUCUUGCUAAGACACAUAAUAGAAACUUGGAGGAGAGAAUAAGAAUGCUGAAUGCAGAGAUUGCUGGAAAAGAAAGAGAAUGCAAAGCUAAAUUAGAACAGCAGCAGCAGUUAAUUCAAGAUGAACGUAUAAAACACGAACGAAUCUUGUCUCAAAAAGACAACGAAUAUCGUGGUAAAAUAGCUGCUUUGGAGCAGCAACUUUUACGUCAAAGGGAACGAUCUUUAGCCGUGAUAGAGGAGAAGGACCAAGAAAUCGUUACGCUAAAAACAUCAUUUCAUGCAUUAUUGCCAAAUAAAGGUUCUUCGUUUUCAUCUGAGGAAAAAUCGACAUCAUCUUCAUUGGAAAAUGCAUCGGAACCAACCACGGAUUUGGUGACAGGAUUGUUAACGGGGGACAGCCCUCCAAUGUUGCAUUACGCCCAGGAAUUAGCAAGAAGAGAAGUUCAAGUAUCGGCACUACGAAAAGCUAAUAUGAAAUUAGAAGAACAGCUGAGAGAAAACCAGAGAGACUUCUUUCAUGCAGUUGAAAAACAUAAAGAUGAAUUGAAAGGAUUGCAAGCUCAGAUUACAAGACUCGAAGCUUGCAAAUCUAGAGAAGGCGCCAAUUUGGAAUAUUUAAAGAAUGUGUUCGUCAAUUUUUUGAUCACAAAUGACUCCUCCAGUAAACGACAUAUGUUGAAUGCUAUUUCUACAGUGUUGCAUUUUACUCCAGAUGAGAUGGAUAAAAUUCGUCAUUACAAGUGGUAAUUGUAAGACUAAAAGACAUCUGAUCACAGGUUACUUCAAUUUACAUAACGAUUUACAAUUGUCAUCAACAGUAGGCAGGAACCAUACUGAAAUAAGUAAAAUAUCAAAGGUUCAAUAAAAUUAACUUCGUUGGUAAAUUUUAUAAGCAAGUAAAGAUAUAAAAUAACCUUGUAUAGUGAUACUCUCAAGGAAAUGAUAAAAGGAUUGUAAAAAAUGUAUACGUCCAUCUUAAUUAUUCGAAACAAUUGAUGUAAAAGUAGAAUUACUAUUACCACACCAUGAAAUCUUGUGCAAUAAUACAUUCGUACAUUUUUACAGUUUAUAUAUAUAUAUAUGUAUAUUUAUAAAUAAAUUGUAUUAAUGUGGUAUGCAAGAAGAUUUAUGUAACCGACCAUCGUAGUUCUUAAAUCAACUAAAUUAUAAUUAACGUUAAGAAUCUGCCACUGAAUAAAGUACUAUAAGAGUGCAUGAAUUCUUGAAGAUUUUUAGUAAUCUGAAACGAUAUUGCAUGUAAAAGCAUUAAUGCCCUUGAUAUUAUUGUAUAAAAAUGUACAAUAUUUUA